CUGACGUUCAAUGAAGCUAUGCAAAAAUCAACAUAGCUUAGAGCGUUUUGAGUUCACGCCUUUGGAGCAUUGGAGUGAUCAGAAUUAGCUCAGAGCCUCUCAGCUUAAGAUCUUUGUUUCAGGGGCCGUAAAAAACUUGCCUCUAGCAGACAGACGCCCCAAGUCGCGGGUUUCUCUCACUACACGAAAGUACAACUUACUAUUGUUUGAAACCACAAAAGGCUUGUAGAUGGCUGGGGGUUGCUUAAUAGCUCUUCUGUGUGUGUUACUGCCGAGCAAUUCUUUAGCUUUUGCUCAACAGCUCAAUGCCACUGAAGGCCGAGGCCAAACUGUAGAAGGUGGUCCUACGAGACGACAACAAAUACUAACUGGGCCAAAUGUGUGCGGCAGUCGAAUCAAUCCCCAAUGCUGUCCGGGAUGGCAACAAAGGGCUUCCGUUGGGUUGUGUAUAGUGCCAAUGUGCCGGUAUGGCUGUGGUACUGGAGUUUGUUUCAGACCUGGCGUUUGUCGAUGUCCAAAUGGCGCGUUUAGUCCGUCAUGCAGUGGGGUCCAGGUACAAGGCGGACAAUGUAACGUAUUAUGUUUUAAUGGUGGAACUUGUAACAAAGAUAACUGCACCUGUAAAAAUGGAUUCACUGGAAAGUUCUGUCAGUCACCCAUUUGUCAGGAGCAGUGUCUCAAUGGAGGUCGUUGUGUUGGACCUGACAAGUGCGCAUGUCCUUAUGGAUUUACUGGAAACCGCUGUCAGCAAGAUUACAGGGUUGGUCCUUGUUAUACCAAAGUUAGAAACCGGAUGUGUCAUAACCAAUUACGGGGUGUGGUCUGUACAAGACUCACAUGCUGCGCAACUAUUGGACAAGCGUGGGGGAACCCGUGUGAACGUUGUCCUAGCAAACCAGAACCCUGUGAUAGAGGAUAUCUCCCAAAUUUUCGGAGCAAGGCAUGCCAAGACAUCGAUGAAUGUAAAGCUAUCCCAAAGAUCUGUACAGGUGGAAGAUGUAUCAACACUAUUGGGAGCUACCAUUGCGAAUGUCCCGCGGGAAAAAAACUUAACACAGACUCUCAGAAAUGCACUGACAUGGAUGAAUGCACCGAGAUUCCAGGCAUCUGUGCCAACGGCCGAUGCGAGAACACCGACGGUAGUUUUCGAUGUGUUUGCAAAGAAGGAUUUAUUCUGAGCGAGGACAAAAGCUUUUGUAUAAGCAAAAAAUCCGGGUAUUGUUAUCAACGAGUAGUGAAUGACUACUGUGUUGACCAGUCCUCUUCAAACACAACUAAACAUGGCUGCUGCUGCUCCAAGGAGAGUCCUGCUGGCUGGGGAUCACUCUGUGAACGGUGUCCUUCCCGGCAGACACCGGAAUACUCAGAAUUGUGUCCAAAUGUUUCUAUUCCAACUCCCAAGCCUCCAGUGGACGAGUGUAAAAGACAAGGGAACGCAUGUCUUAAUGGCAGAUGUAUCAACGUUCCAAGCGGCUUCCUGUGCUUGUGCAAUACAGGAUAUGUACUUGGACGAGACAAUAGGUGUCUCGAUGUAGACGAGUGUUCAGCGAAUUCGCUGCUAUGUAGAAAUGGGCUUUGUAUUAACAUGAACGGUACUUACAGAUGUGAGUGUAAUCCCGGCUUCCAGGUGUCUUCUGACGGGAAAAGCUGUUCUCGAGGUGUCGACCCGUGCUCUCAAUCGGGUGUUUGUGAGAACGGCGCUUGUGUGAACACAAGAGAUGGCUUCACUUGUCAAUGUCGUAGCGGAUACACAUUGACGUCUGACAAAAGAACAUGCACAGAUAUCGAUGAGUGCAAAUCCCAGUCCGUCUGCAGUAACGGCCAGUGUACUAACUACCCCGGAGGUUAUGAAUGUUCGUGUGAUACUGGGUUUGAACCAAGUUCUGACAUGCGCCAUUGCAACGACAAAGACGAAUGUCGUACUCCGCGAUUCUGUGUCGACGGAAAGUGCGAGAACAGUCGUGGAUCAUACCGCUGUACAUGCCACAAAGGGUUCCAAAAUACAGCAGAUCCAAGAGUUUGCAUAGAUAUCGAUGAGUGCCUACAGGAUAACAUUUGUAAGAAUGGUCGCUGUGUGAAUGAGCCAGGUAGCUUCAAAUGCACUUGUGAACGUGGUUUCACCCCAAGUGCUGAUGGGAAAGCUUGCAUAGAUACAACACUUGGUCGCUGUUACGCCAAGGUAGAAAGCAGCCGAUGUUCUCAGCCCUUGAUGAGAUUCCUUACGCUAUCGCAGUGCUGUUGUGGAAUGGAGAAUGGUGGUCAGCGAGGAUGGGAUGAUCCAUGUACGCCGUGUCCUCUGAAGGGUACAGAGAGUUACAACCGAGUUUGUUGUAAAGGACCCGGAAUGACUUGCGGUGGAGAUGAUGUUGAUGAGUGUGUGAAUAACGCUGGCAUGAAGACAAAUGUGUGUACCAACGGACAGUGUCAAAACACGAUGAAGGAUUACAUCUGUGUUUGCAACCCAGGCUACCGCAGCGAUGUUACUAAAAAGCUAUGCAACGACAUCGACGAGUGCACAGAGGACCCAAGACUUUGCCUAGGUGGAAGCUGCCAAAACUUAGCUGGCACUUUCUCCUGUGAUUGCCCCAAAGGAUUCUCUUUAAAUACUCAAUCUAGAAUCUGCGAAGAUAUUAAUGAAUGCGCCUUCGAGGGUCAGUGUAUUGCUGGAACGUGUCAAAAUACUUUUGGUAGUUUCCGAUGUCAGUGUCCUCGUUAUUACGAAUUAGAUGGAUCGGGCAGGAUUUGCAAAGACAAAAGAACAGCGCAAUGUUGGACAAAAAUCAUGAACAAUCGCUGCGAGGAAUCCAUCAAUGGCGACGUUUCAUUAGAAAUGUGUUGUAACACCAUAGGUAAAGGCUGGGGAAGUCCUUGUGAAGAAUGUCCUCCCAGGAAAGGAGAUGAGCGGUGUGCUUUAGGGUACGCCAUUCAAGACGAACCAAGAUGUACAGACAUCGACGAGUGUACCCAGUUCCCCGGCUUGUGUAAGAAUGGAAUCUGUCGUAACACUCUUGGUAGCUUUGUUUGCGAGUGUUCUACAGGCCUGACUUUGGACUUCACACAAAAAAACUGCGUGGAUCUUCGGGAGGACGUGUGUUACGGUUCUGUCUCCUCCAGUGGCUGUGAAAGGCCAUACCGAGGAAGGUACAAAAAAGUAGACUGCUGCUGUUCCAAGGUGGGAUCGGGUUGGGGUAAUCCAUGCCAAGAAUGCCCAUUAGAAAACACAGAUCCGUUUGAAGAACUAUGCGGCAAUCGAAGAAAGGGAUUCAAGACUGUGGAUAGUCAGACCGGACCGAGAGUUGAAGAUGUAAACGAAUGUGCGAUUCAAGGCAUUUGUAACAACGGACAAUGUGUGAACGCACAGGGAGGAUUCCAGUGCGAAUGUACAUCAGGGUACGCCUUGGACAGUGAGGGAAAGGACUGCAUAGAUAUCGAUGAAUGCCGAAUAUCUGCGGGGUUGUGUGGCAAUGGAACUUGUACCAACAUCGCUGGAAGCUUCCGCUGUGACUGCUUUACUGGAUUUGAGAAUGCUCCAAUGAUGAUGGAGGUCUGUAUUGACAUCGAUGAAUGUGAGCGGAAACCUUGUACGGACGGUACAUGCGUGAAUACUGAAGGAAGCUACAAGUGCAUUUGUCCCAACGGAAUGGAGCUUAUGAAGGAUAAUGUGACGUGCGAAGACGAAAAUGAAUGUUCAGAUCCAAACAAAUGCCGUAAUGGUGUUUGUCAAAACUUCCACGGAGGCUAUCAGUGUUUGUGUGACUCCGGUUUCGUGGUCACGGAGGAUAUGAAGGCGUGUAUAGAUAUCGAUGAAUGUCAAGUGGAUAACGGGAACUGCCGGGAAGUUUGUAACAACACUCUUGGUAGCUUUGUGUGUGACUGUAGAGCUGGCUUCACGUUGCAGCCUGACGGAGUCACAUGUGGAGAUAUCGACGAGUGUUCGCUUGGUGUAGACAUUUGCGGGACGAAUAACACAUGCACGAACUCUGAAGGCGGGUACUAUUGCACCUGUGGCCCUGGAUAUGUGCCUGCUGUUGACAGGAGAUCCUGCAUUGACGUGGAUGAAUGUCAAAACGAUCCUGAGCUUUGUACUAACGGUGUCUGUCGAAACACUCAAGGCUCGUUUGAAUGUAUCUGUGGCAAGGGAUACGUUUUGGCGAAAGGGACAACUGCGUGUAUUGAUGUUGAUGAAUGUGUUAUAGAUCUGGCUCAGUGUGGUAGCAAUGCUGACUGUAGUAAUACUAUUGGCAGUUUUACAUGCGAUUGUAAACCUGGAUUCGCCGGAAGUGGUAACGAAUGCAUAGAUAUCAACGAGUGCGUCACAGGAGCUGCCAGGUGUCAUUUCAAUAGCACGUGUGUCAACUCUCCAGGCUCUUUCAGCUGUGUUUGUGGGCCAGGUUACACAGGAGAUGGUUCUUUUUGUAACGAUAUCGACGAAUGUCUACUGGAAGAUAAUCUUUGUGAUCACGGACAGUGCACUAAUAAAGCUGGCUCAUAUGAAUGCGAGUGUGAGCUUGGAUAUAUACCAGCUGAAGAUAAAAAGAGCUGUGUUGAUAUCGAUGAAUGCAGAAUGUUUCCAUUGUGUAAAAAUGGCCGCUGUGAAAAUAUGCCAGGGAUGUUUCGUUGUAUUUGUGAUGAUGGAUUUCAGCUAGAUAAACAAGGCACAAACUGCACAGAUAUCGAUGAAUGCUCCGUGACAGGAAUGUGCAUUAACGGUCGCUGCGUGAACGAAAUGGGUACAUACCGCUGUGAAUGUGAUGGCGACUUCAUGCCUAACCCCGCGGGCUCAGGAUGUAUCGAUAUGCGAAAAGGAAAGUGCCAUUUAAGUGUUGUGAAUGACACUUGUAUGAACCCGCUGUCCCCAGCUCAUCGCGCGGUGUGCUGUUGCACGUCAGGAAAGGCCUGGGGAGAACCGUGCGAACCGUGUCCUCAGAAGGGGACUGAGGAAUUUCUGCGGCUGUGCCCCGGUGGGAUAGGAUUUGUUCCAGAUCCUUUCACUCUUGUCAUUAAGGAUGUGGACGAAUGCCGGGAACUCCCAGGGGUAUGUAGUCAAGGGCGAUGUUUAAACACUCUUGGAAGCUUUGAUUGCUUCUGUCCUAAAGGAUUCAAACACGACAUUUCUUCUGGAAAAUGCAUUGAUGUUGACGAGUGCAAAGAACUGAUCUUCAUUUGUGGUCUUGAUGGGAUAUGCAUCAACACAAAUGGAAGUUAUGAGUGUGUCUGCCCCGAAGGACAAAAACCAAACCCGAACGAUAAACGUUGUGAAGAUAAUCGACCGCAAGAGUGUUUCAUGGAAGUGGAGAACGAGGCGUCUUCAAAUCCUGUUUGCAAGGGCAAGUUUUCUAAGAACGUGACGAGGGGCGAUUGUUGUUGCACUGGAGUGGGGGCGGCGUUUGGCUCAGAGUGCAAGCAGUGUCCAAAGAAAGAUUCAAUCGAAUGGACAGCCUUGUGCCUGUCCAUAACACGCGUGACACCAACUACGGGUAUUGAAAUAACUCAUCCCACUUCCGAACCCUCCGGGGUUGUUCGCCCUUCUGAAGGGGUAACGGCCCCAUCAACGACAGUCAAACCUGUGACACAACCGGGUAGAGACGUGGAUGAGUGCGAACUGUUUCCAGAGCUUUGUUUGUACGGAGAAUGCAUCGACACGCGAGACAGCUACAGAUGUAAAUGCCCGCCUGGUUACAAGCUUGGCCCAAGAGGUGUAAUGUGUAAAGAUGUGGAUGAAUGCAAGAUGUCUCCGUGUAAGAAUGGUACUUGUCUAAACACCUUCGGCAGUUUCCUAUGCACUUGUCUAAAGGGAUUUAAACUCGACAUUACAAGACUGGCCUGUGUAGAUCUAGACGAAUGUCUUGAGCCAGGAUACUGUGAACAUGGGCGAUGCGAAAAUUCUAUCGGUGGCUUUAAUUGCCAGUGUAACAGAGGCUAUCAGAUCACAACUGGCGGAAAGACGUGUGUAGAUGUAGACGAGUGCUCGCAGGUCAGCGGUAUUUGCGUCAACGGGACAUGCGUCAACACACAGGGAUCUUUUCGUUGUAAUUGCUUCAAUGGCUUUAGGCUCGACAGUCGAGGCUACUGUAAAGAUAUUGAUGAAUGCUCAGCUGUGGUCGGUGUAUGUCAAAAUGGACGUUGUAUUAAUACUAUUGGCGGCUUCAGUUGUGAUUGUAUCCCAGGAUACACCGCCACCCCUGACAAAAUGCGAUGCAGAGAUAUCAACGAGUGUACAGAGGUGCCAGGAUUUUGCGAGAAUGGCAUCUGUACCAAUACCAUCGGCGGCUCACGGUGCGAGUGCACGACAGGGUUUAAACUGAACCGUGCAGGAAAUGCUUGUCUCGAUGUGAAUGAAUGCGAUGAAAAUCCGAACUAUUGUCAAGUUGGUGGUCAGUGUGUGAACACAGUGGGAAGCUACCGCUGUCUUUGUAAUAAAGGUUACGAAGUUGGUAACGGUGGAAGCCACUGUAUUGAUGUGCGGGUGGGUUACUGCUUCGAAAAGUUUGACGAGGAAGGUUGCACUAAACCUAAUGGACGCGAGAUGAGAAAAGCCAUGUGCUGUUGUACCGUUGGAGCCGGCUGGGGUGACCCAUGUGAACUGUGCCCGCAGAAAAAUACCUCUGCCUUUACCCAGUUGUGUCCCAAUGGUGUUGGAUUUGUGAUGGACAGGCAUGGUGUUACAGACGUGAAUGAAUGUCUCCACAUCGCAAAUCUUUGCGAAAAUGGAGAAUGCAUCAACAAUGAUGGAAGCUAUCGGUGCAAAUGCAAAAUGGGAUAUCAGCUUGAUGAAACUGGAAAGAAGUGUGUCGAUGAAGAUGAAUGUGACAUGCCCGGUGUCUGUGGUAAUGGUCUUUGCGUCAAUACAGAAGGCUCUUACACAUGCAAUUGUCCAAAGGGUUAUGCACCAGGCCGCUUCUCACCACGUUGUUCUGAUGUCAAUGAGUGUGUACAAAACAACGAUCUUUGCGCGUUCCGUUGUGUGAAUCAGCCGGGAAGCUACCGAUGUAUCUGUCCUCGAGGAUUCGACUUGGCCCCAGACAAGAUUCAUUGCAGAGAUAUCGAUGAAUGCAGAGAAAACACCAGAUUGUGUCCGUUCGUUUGUAAGAAUUUUAUCGGCGGUUUUAAGUGCAGGUGUCCCGCGGGAUUCAGAGGAAAUGGUCAGAUAUGUGAAGAUAUCAAUGAAUGCCGGGAAAAGUUGGAUAUUUGUCAAAAUGGCGCGUGCAGAAACCUCUCGGGGACUUACAUCUGCGACUGUGACUCGGGGUAUCAGCGGAGUGCGGAUGGAAAGGAGUGUGAAGAUACGCGAAAGGGACUUUGCUUCGCUGUCGUAAGGAACAACAUGUGUGAAGCCGUCACAAAGGAAAUGAUGCAGGUCCGAAAGAAGGAAUGCUGUUGUACGGCCGGGAAAGCCUGGGGCACAAACUGCCAACUGUGUCCGAGGAAAGGAACUGCUGAAUAUGGUAACCUAUGCCGAACCAUGGCACAACAAAAAAACAACAUGACCCAUUUAUGUGAGAUGAUCCCAGGCCUUUGUCAGAAUGGGAAGUGUAUGAAUAUUCGUGGGGGAUACCGCUGUAUGUGUAACGUGGGCUACAAACUAACCAUGGAUGCGAAGCGAUGCUUAGAUAUCGAUGAGUGCGCUAAAGAUUCCAGUAUUUGUCAGUUUACUUGUGCAAACACUGAUGGUUCUUACAAAUGUAGCUGUCCCAUUGGGUAUGUGCUGCGAGCCGACCAGAAAACAUGUACAGAUGAAGACGAAUGUACUACGGAUCGACAUAACUGUCAGCAUAACUGUAUCAAUGUCCCCGGUAGCUUCCGCUGUGGCUGUCCUGAUGGAUUCAUGAAAAAUGGAAUUACGUGUGUUGACAAAGACGAAUGUAUGACAGAUAACAACAUCUGUGGAUUUGGAAGGUGUGAGAACUUGCCGGGAUCUUACAGAUGCGUGUGUAAUCGUGGUUAUACAUAUGACGAUAAGACCAAGAAAUGCAUUGGAAAUAACAGAUGUACUGGAAAUGCGUGUCAAUAUGGUUGCUUCAACCUCGGGGGUGGAUAUCGAUGUGGAUGUCCCCCCGGAUACACGCAGGAUUUUUACUUCAACCAGUGUGUUGAUAUCAACGAGUGUCGGAGCAGACUUACUUGUGGACAGGCGCAGUGUAGGAAUACAUUAGGAGCGUAUUACUGUACAUGUCAUCACGGAUAUGUGCUUAAUCCAGAUGGCCGAUCGUGCCAAGAUAUGAACGAGUGUGCCCUGGGACUGAGCCCUUGUAGCUUUGGAUGCGACAACAAGCAAGGUGGAUUCAGCUGCCGCUGCCCACAUAGUUAUCAACCUAUAGGGGGAGGACACUGCUUGUCGCCCUAUGGAGAAGCCUGUUACGAGUGUGCGCUGUCCAAAGGGGACGACGAAGACAAAGGUGUGCCUCUUGUGGAGCGAAACCAAACCGGCAGUCAGACUCAGUCUUCCGCACCAUAUCAUGUUGUACCAGCAAGCAGCGGAAGCUAUGGACAGCACCUCCCUUAUGGUAGAAACCAAGGUUAUGGUCAACAUCAACUAGGACAGCGUCAAAUCCAAUUUGGUGGUCAGGCACAAACUUACAAUCAACAAAACUAUGGCCAACAAAACUGGCAAGCGGCACCACCGAAUAACGGCUUUCAAUUUUCGUACACACCUUCAGGGAAGCAGAGGAAACGACGAUCCAUUGGGCAUCGAAUGGAAAAAUUCACCUUACAAAUUCCCACCAACAUCAGCUCAGCUAAGCCGAUCCUAACGCUAGUGCCAGUACUCGCGGAAUUAAACGGAACCUUCAAAUAUGUCAUUGUUCAUGGAAACACGAGCUUGUUUAAAGUGGAACAACGCAAAGGAGUCUCGUUUCUUUUUGUUAAAACACCGUUCCAUCGAAAAGGCGUCUUCCGUGUGUGGAUUAAAGGUGCCAUGCGCGAGAAAGUGACAAAGGAAAUGGUUUCCAAGGAGACGGGGACGAUGGCAACGCAUGGACAAGAAACAAGAAAGAGCAAUGGGAACAAACUUGGAAAAGAAAACGGAACUAAGAAACAACGACACACGCUGGGAUAUCACGAAGCCAAAAGGUUUUCACUUCGUCUUACCAUCAAGGCCGUAUAGACACAUUACACUGCUUAGGCCUUUUUUGAUUUUUAGUUUCUUUCUUUUGUUGAUAAUGUGUUUUAUUUUGUAAAAAGAUAUUGGCCAUGCAUUUUUUUAUGUUCCAAGUUAUUUCUAAAGUCCAUCUUGCGCUGUAAAGAGACACAUUUUCUGCGUGGUAUAGACAACAACCGUAAAAUUAAAAGCUUUGAAGAAGUAUUUAAGAUUAUAAACUGCGGAGGUGUUAUUGCAUGAUAUCCUGUUUAUUUUAAGUUACCCUCCAUACGGCUGCUUCAUAUAUGAAGGGAAUUUGCAUUUUCAAGAUCAUUAUUUUGUCAACACCUGUUUGCUAAAUAUUUUACCCAUCGAAAUUGUGCGGAAAAGGUAUGUGUCUGGGAAUUAAAAGCUUGCGAUUUCACUUCACGAACAAAUUAUGAUAAAAGGAAAAUACACUUUGCCUAGUUAUUUUUCAGUGAAUAAAACAAACGACAAAUAUUCCGCAAUUUACUAAAAUUACU
This is a messenger RNA of Pocillopora verrucosa, 9600 nucleotides long. RefSeq names its product fibrillin-2. NCBI's taxonomy places the organism in Eukaryota, Metazoa, Cnidaria, Anthozoa, Scleractinia, Pocilloporidae. The record is from RefSeq and is a predicted model, not a curated record. Gene Ontology annotation, molecular function: calcium ion binding.